Messenger RNA from Lycium barbarum (goji berry), 2759 nucleotides. RefSeq names its product putative proline-rich receptor-like protein kinase PERK6. Bases 196 to 2391 code for a protein of 731 amino acids. The transcript has 9 exons. Lineage: Eukaryota; Viridiplantae; Streptophyta; Magnoliopsida; Solanales; Solanaceae. The record is from RefSeq and is a predicted model, not a curated record. Gene Ontology annotation, biological process: protein phosphorylation. Gene Ontology annotation, molecular function: protein kinase activity; ATP binding.
CUCAUUUUAGGAAGAAAUAUGGGGAUGCAAAGACGACUCUUUGUUUACUUGUAAAAACUAUUAUCAUGCGGCAUCUUUUCCCUUUGCUUUGAGAAUCCUCUCCCUGCCAUUCUCCUAAAGGGUUCAUUGUUUUGGGAGAACGGCAGGGUUUAAACGACGUGUUUUGACAUAAACUGUGAUCAAAAGUUUGUAAAAAUGUCUUUAUCAUCUAAGGAUGAUCAAUCAUCCAAUUCGCCACCUUCAGAUUCAUCCUCUUCAGAUUCUUCAUCAAAUUCACCACCAUCAUCCUCAUCCUCUUCCUCAGCCUCUUCGAGUUCCCCAUCGUCUGACUCAUCAUCAAAUUCUCCUCCAUCCCAAGACAAUUCACCUUCAUCGAAUGAUUCAAAAUCUCAAUCUCCUCCUUCUCAAAAUAAUUCAUCACCUUCUCCACCAUCUGUGGAUAAUAAUAACUCAUCUCCUUCUGGUGGUAACAACAACAACAAUGACAACAACAACGGCAACGGAAACGACAACAAUAAUAAUGAUAACAAUAACAAUGGUAACAAUAACAAUAACGGUAAUAGCAACAAUAAUAGCAACAAUGGCAACAACAACAGCAACAACAACAAUAAUGGUAACAACAAUAACAAUAACAGUAAUGGUAACAAUAACAAUGAAAAUAACAACAGUAAUGGUGGCAACAAUAACAACAAUAAUAAUGAUAACAAAUCUUCACCCCCAACAAAAUCCUCAAAUUCAAAUGGAGGUUCGCCACCUCCUCCACCCCCACCACCUCCUCCUCCACCACCACCACCUCCUUCUCCGUUUUCUUCCAACUCCGGGUCUCUUUCCCCUCCGAAGCAUAAGUCACCACCAAGCAAGUCGUUAGAUCAUAAUAACAAGUCUAAUGAUCAUGGGACAGCCAUCAUUGUAGGAGUUGCUGUUGGAGCAGGGCUAUUACUUCUUGUCGUGUUAGUUUUCCUCAUAUCUUGCUGCAAACGAAAAAGGAGAAGGCCACGUGACCAAAUGGGAUACUACAGGGACAAUUCUCAUGGAGGAAAGAGUACUGACUACUAUAAUAGUGGACAAUAUGGAAAUUGGCAAAACAACAACAAUGUUCAAUCAAUUGAACAUAUGGUGAAGAUGCCUACACCUCAACUAGCAAGUACUAAUGUAAGUUCAGAACUAAGUUGGCCAAUAGCACCUCCACCACCACCACCAAUGAUGAGCAGUAGUGAUAUGAGCUCUGCUGCUUUCUCUGGUCCACAUCAACCUCCGUUGCCACCCCCACACCCAUCGAUGGCUCUUGGUUUUAACCAAAGCAGUUUCACAUACGAUGACUUAUCUGCUGCAACCGGAGGAUUUUCUAAGGCCAAUCUAUUGGGACAAGGCGGUUUUGGCUUUGUGCAUAAAGGAGUGUUGCCCAAUGGUAAGGAGAUAGCAGUCAAAAGUCUAAAAGCUAAUAGUGGACAAGGUGAACGAGAAUUUCAAGCUGAAGUUGAAAUCAUUAGCCGUGUCCAUCAUCGGCAUCUUGUGUCUUUAGUUGGUUAUUGCAUUGCUGGAUCUCAAAGGAUACUAGUAUAUGAGUUUGUUCCUAAUGGCACUCUUGAAUAUCACCUUCAUGGGCCUAGUCGCCCAGCUAUGGACUUCCCAACGAGGCUUAAAAUUGCAUUAGGAUCUGCCAAAGGUUUUGCGUAUCUUCAUGAAGAUUGCCACCCUCGCAUUAUUCACAGAGACAUCAAAGCUGCAAAUAUUUUGUUGGACCAUAACUGUGAAGCUAAGGUGGCUGAUUUUGGGUUAGCUAAGCUUUCCUCAGACACUAAUACACACGUAUCUACGCGUAUCAUGGGCACCUUUGGGUACUUAGCACCGGAAUACGCUUCAAGUGGCAAGCUGACUGAAAAGUCUGAUGUCUAUUCUUAUGGUGUUAUGCUCUUAGAACUUAUAACUGGCCGUCGUCCUAUUGACAUCAACAGCGAUGAUGAUACCAUAGUGGAAUGGGCUAGGCCGAUUCUCAUUCGUGCAACAGAGGGUGGAAACUAUGAUGAAUUAAUAGAUCCACGUUUGGAGGGAGAUUUUGAUGCCCAAGAGAUGCUAUGUAUGGUGGCUUGCGCUGCUGCAUCCAUCAGACAUUCUGCAAGAAGACGCCCCAAAAUGAGCCAGAUUGUACGUGCUUUAGAAGGUGAUGUGUCUCUUGAUGAUUUGAACGAGGGAAUGAAGAAGAGCCAUAGUGCAAUGUUUGGUUCUGGUGAAAGUUCUGAGUAUGACGGAGGUUCAUAUGACCUUAAGAAGUUCAAAAAAUCUGGAAUGUCGAGUCAAGAAUUUACUAGCAGUGAACAUGGUGUGACCGGUGAAUUUGUCCAUUCCGGUGAUGAAUCUCAAGAACUUGGGCACAAAAAACGCAGCCCUUAAGGAAAAUGGAACUUCUGAUGGGGGGCGGGCUAUAAGUAAUAACUUCAUCAUAGGCACAACACGCAUUUGCCAGGCUUACAUGGAUGCUUUAGGCAUCGAAAAACUGGUUUUCUAGUGGAAUAAUUGUGUAUUUCCACAACAAAUGUGAAACUCUAUUAGAGAUUAGACUGGGGGUGGUAAAGAGUAAAACAUGUCCCAACCAUUCUUUGGUUGGGUUUGUUUAUCAGUGGCAUCACUUUCUUUUGUUCGAGUUUGGGAGUUGGGAUACAAAUUGUGGAUUGGUUUAUAUAUAUAUUCCUUCAAUGUAUGUGCUAACUACUUAUUUAUUAAUCUUCUGUUUAUGUACUUCUCAUUAGUUAUAAGAAAAU